AUAUACACACACACAUAUAUAUAGUAAGAAUACGUACGGCCGGUACGUACAAAUAUAGGUUUGGUUUUCUCGAUCAAGUUUGCACAACUAGCUAGCUAGUAAUAUAUAUUAAGAAAUUAAUUAAGAUCAAUGGGAAAAUCAGUUACUAGUGUCGAAAAGAAGAUGAAGAAACAAAACAAUAGUAAUUUGACCGGAUUAGGCGUUGGGGUGAAGAAAGGGCCAUGGACACCUGAGGAAGACCGGAAGCUACUCUCCUACAUUCAACAAUUUGGCCAUGGAAGUUGGCGCUCUUUGCCCGCUAAAGCUGGACUAAAAAGAUGUGGAAAGAGUUGCCGAUUGAGAUGGACAAAUUACUUGAGGCCAGAUAUCAAGAGAGGAAAGUUUAGUUUGGAAGAAGAAAGGACCAUUAUUCAACUUCAUGCUCUUCUUGGUAACCGAUGGUCAACAAUUGCUGCUCACUUGCCAAGAAGGACAGAUAACGAGAUCAAGAACCACUGGAACUCACACAUCAAGAAAAGGAUGACCAAAAUGGGUAUUGAUCCAAUGACCCACAAGCCAAAGAGUGGCACCCAACUCCUGGGUGCCAACCUAAGCCACAUGGCUCAAUGGGAGGCUGCUCGACUCGAGGCAGAAGCUAGACUUGUUCAAAAACCGCCAAAGAACAACAACCAAAACCAACAACUACCCUAUCUUGUUUCACAUUCUUCUUCUUCUAUUAUCAAUGAGCUCCAAAAACCACCUCAUCCACAAUGCCUUGAUGUGCUUAAAGUAUGGCAAGGAAACUUAUGGUCAAAUUACUCUAUCAACAAUGAGAGUCUUCAAUCACUCAUCUCCACGGCCUCGAAUGCUUCAUCAAUUUCGGUACCACCACCACCCGUCAUGUCACCAUUGAAUCAUAUCGAAAGUAAUAAUAAUAAUAAUAAUAAUAAUAAUAAUAAUAAUAAUAAUAAUAAUAAUAAUGGUUCAUGCGAUAAUCAAGGUCCUACAAUGAAUAUUAAUGAUAUAAUAAUGGAAACAAAAAUGGGGCCCUUGGAGGAUAUCAAGUACUCUAAUGAUCAAAAGUUCACCAAUGGGGAUCCUUUGAAAUCCCCAGAUUUCUGGGAAGAAUUUGUCGAUCUGUUGGAUGGUGGUUGGAAUAGUCUAACCAGUAAUUUCGCUAUCAUUUCUUCACCACCAGCUUCCCCUGUAGUCUUCUAA
Erigeron canadensis is the source of this 1197-nucleotide messenger RNA. RefSeq names its product transcription factor MYB106-like. The transcript has 3 exons. The coding region runs from base 130 to 1197 and encodes 355 amino acids. NCBI's taxonomy places the organism in Eukaryota, Viridiplantae, Streptophyta, Magnoliopsida, Asterales, Asteraceae. The record is from RefSeq and is a predicted model, not a curated record.